Quercus lobata is the source of this 3177-nucleotide messenger RNA. It is a transcript of the gene NPGR1, whose product is annotated as no pollen germination related 1. The coding region runs from base 493 to 2634 and encodes 713 amino acids. Gene Ontology annotation, molecular function: protein binding. The record is from RefSeq and is a predicted model, not a curated record. NCBI's taxonomy places the organism in Eukaryota, Viridiplantae, Streptophyta, Magnoliopsida, Fagales, Fagaceae. The transcript is spliced from 6 exons.
GUACAUACCCAACAAAAUUUGAACCAAAACAGCGCAAAGAGGCUCAAGAGUAUCUUAGCGUCACUGACUCUGGAUUCUGCAACCACCUUUGCGCUUUGCCCCCACUUUCAGAGGCCCAUACCCACAUUGCAAAAGCCUAACUUUGUGCACAAAUAAAGUCACAAAUCAGGGAAAAAAAAAAAGGAGAGAGAGAAUCAGAAAACAACGAAACCCCAUUUCAAAAUGAGAGAGACCCUUUGAGAUUUUGCUUUCCCACCACUAGAUUCGUUUUUGAACCAAAAAAAAGAAAGAAAGAAAGAUUAAAAUGCUGUAAUGUUACAUAAAAGCCCAAAAAAACCAGAGAGAAAACAAAAUAUUGUGCAGAGAAGUAGCUUUCAUGGCUUGGAGGACGAGUAUUACUGUCUUUGGGUGUACCCAGACGAAAGAAUUCACUGAGAAGUGAUCAUUUUUCACAAAGAAAGAUCCACAUUUUGUUUCUUUUCGCUGGAGAAGAUGUUGUGUGCUUGCUCAGGUGAACAAUUCAAGUUCGAAGAGCCACCACAGUCGCCGGAGUCACUGGCCACCAGGGAUUUCUCGGCGAGUGGCCUUUCUUCUAGGACUGUUGACUGGGAAUCGAAAUUUGACGAUGCCCAAGUGGAUGAAGUUGAAUCCACACUAAAAGAAGCUCUCUCCUUAAACUAUGAGGAAGCUAGAGCUUUGUUAGGGAGGCUUGAGUACCAAAGGGGGAAUUAUGAUGCUGCCCUUCAGGUAUUUCAAGGUAUUGACAUAAGAGGUUUAACCCCAAGGAUGACCAGGGCUAUUGUUUGGAGAACUCGGCCACGAAGAACACGCGCUAAAGCUGAUAAUGCAGCUCCGGGCAUGAUGUCAAUGCAUUCCGUGAGCUUACUUCUUGAAGCAAUCUUGCUUAAAGCAAAAUCAAUGGAGGAGCUAGGGCGAUAUGUAGAGGCUGCAAAUGAGUGCAAAAUAAUUCUAGAUACAGUUGAAUCAGCACUACCUAAUGGAAUGUCCGAGGGCAUUGUUGAAGACUGCAAGUUGCAAGACAUGUUUCACAAAGCAUUGGAGUUGCUCCCCUACCUGUGGACCAAGGCAGGCUUUCUUGAUGAAGCUAUCAAUGCAUAUCGCCGGGCUCUAAUUAAGCCAUGGAACUUGGACCCCCAGAGGUUGGCUGGUGUACAAAAGAACUUAGCUGCCACGUUACUUUACAGUGGUGUUGAAGCAAGCCUUCCCCCUCCGUUACAAGUAUGGGGUCCAACAACCCCUAAAAAUAACACAGAAGAAGCAAUCCUUUUGUUGUUAAUACUCAUGAGAAAGGUGGCAUUUCUGGAAAUAAAGUGGGAUCCAGAAAUCAUGGACCAUCUAACCUAUGCACUCUCAAUUACUGGCCAGUUGGAAUUAUUAGCUGAUCAUGUGGAGCAGGUCCUGCCAGGCAUCUAUAACCGAGCUGAGAGGUGGUACUUUCUUGCUCUUUGUUAUAGUGCUGUGGGACAAAAUGAAACAGCUUUGAACCUUUUAAGGAAGAUUUCAGGCUGUUCUGAAGAAAAUAAAAAACCCCAUUUUCCUUCUUUUCUGCUGGGAGCAAAAUUGUGUUCCCAAGAUCCAAACCAUUCUCACCAAGGCAUAAACUUUGCUCGUAAAGUUAUUGAUUUGGCUGAUGAUCAGAAUGAACAUUUCAUAGGUCAAGCCCAUAAAUUCCUUGGUGCUUGCUAUGGGAAUGCUGCAAGAGUUUCUGCCUUAGAUUCUGAUCGAAUUCUCUAUCAGAAAGAUUCUCUGAACUCUCUAAACCAUGCUGCUCUUAAUGGGAAGGAGGAUCCAGAAGCGAUGUUUAGCCUUGGACUAGAAAAUGCAUUGCAGAGGAAUCUGGAUAGAGCUUUUGACAACACAAUGAUGUACUCCGAUAUGGUGGCUGGCAGCUCAGGAAAAGGUUGGAAGCUUUUAGCUCUUGUGCUUUCUGCAGAGCAGCGGUUCAAUGAUGCUGAAACCAUGGUUGAUUUUGCUUUGGAUGAGGCUGGGAUGAUGGAUCAAUUAGAACUUCUUAGAUUGAAAGCUGUACUUCAGAUUGCUCAGGAACAGCCCAAGCAAGCAAUAGAAACCUUCAGAAUCUUGCUAGCUAUGAUUCAAGGUCAGAGAGAGCAUCAAGCUAAGAACUUUGAUCAAGCGAAGUACUUGGUUUCCAAGGAAUUAGCAGAAAGAAAAUUGGAAAUGACAGCCUGGCAGGAUUUGGCUUCCAUUUAUACCAAACUUGGUUCAUGGCCUGAUGCAGAAAUUUGUGUGGACAAAGCCAAGUCAAUUGAAUUUUAUUCCCCCAGGUCUUGGCAUACAACAGGCAUGUUGUGUGAAUCUCAAUCAUUGUACAAGGAAGCAUUAGUUUCCUUCUGUGUCUCACUGUCAAUAGAACCCGAUCAUGUUCCGAGUAUUGUUUCUAUAGCGGAAGUAUUGAUGAAACUUGGAAGCCAACAACUCCCAAUUGCAAGAAGCUUAUUAAUGAAUGCUGUACGAUUAGAACCCACCAACCAUCAAGCAUGGUUGAACCUUGGAUUGGUCUCGAAAAUGGAAGGCUCUUUACAACAAGCAGCUGACUAUUUUCAAGCUGCUUAUGAGCUACAGCUUUCAGCUCCCGUUCAAAGCUUUGCGUGACAUUGGUUUUCCAAUAAUUUAGGCAGAAGACCCUUAGAAUAGGAUCCAUUAUGUUACUGUUCGCUAAUUUACUCAUUACUAGCUUAUUUGAUUAAAGGUGAAAUAAAAAGUGACUUUAAGUAAUUAAGUUAACUUUAAACAAUUGAAGCCAACUUAUUUGCUUAAAGUCAAUUUUUAUCUUACCAUUAAACAAAUAUGCUAACAAAUAUGCACUGCCAAUCACUCUCAUUGCCAGUAUUCAAUGGCCAGUAAGUUCAGCUGGUUUGAUUGGCCAAAAAAUGGAGUGCAUCUCAAUGGUUAUUGCUUGCUCCGCUCACCAGUGUUAAGUAAUCGAUUUCCUUGAUUAAAAUGCGUAGAAACUCAGGCUACUUGUAAUCAAAAUGUAUUUAGGGCUGGGUUUCCUAUGGAAUCUUGGACUGAUCGAUGGUUUAUUUUUGGAAGGAGGGGGGACUUAUAUUCUUCAGGGCCAAUACCUAUUUGUCUCUGUAUUACUAAUCUAGCAAUUCACACUUGGUAAAUUAAGCAGUGGAAUAUUUAGCUGAA